CGUCACUUGUCGUCGGACACCGGUAGAAGACGGUUCAUCUUUUCACUUCGAGGGGGUGCUGCUCGAGCUGUUGUGACUAUUUUUUAAGUAUUAUAAAAAAUAAAGCACUAGUGCGUUAUCAACGAUCAAACAUUCGACCAAGUGGCUUCGCGUACGACGGAAUUGUUUGUCGCGUGUUUCGUCCAGAAUGCCCCCAGAAGAAGGUUUGAGUGGUGUGGAGUUGUCCGAAAAAGCAGCUCCCGGAAGUGGAGUUAACGGAAAGCAUAAGGUUGGCGAUGUAACAACCUCGGUGGAUAUGACUUCGAAUGACAGCGGGAUCACACGUGAAAAGUGGGGAAAGAACAUCGAGUUCCUGCUGUCCUGUGUGGCGCUUUCCGUUGGGUUUGGGAACGUCUGGAGGUUUCCGUACACUGCGCUGAAGAACGGAGGUGGGGCGUUCGUGAUCCCGUACCUGAUCGUGCUGUUUGUGGUCGGGAGGCCGCUGUACUACCUGGAGAUGGUCAUGGGACAGUUUUCGAGCAGGGGGUGUGUUAAGGUGUUUGACGUGAGCCCGUUGAUGCGCGGGGUUGGAGUUGGACAGACGAUAACGUUGUUUACGAUCGUGGGGUAUUACGCGGCGGUGCUGGCGAUCGCGGUGAGAUACCUGGUGGACUCGUUCCGAAGCCCACUGCCGUGGACCGAAUGUCAGUCGGACUGGUAUGGAUGCGUGUCGUCGAGCUUUCAGGGACAGGUGCAUGAGAAUGGUACCGGGGUGGUGUCCGCGAAGCUGUACUUUGACAAAGUUGUAGUCAAACUUGCUCCAAACUUGAACGACGGCAUCGGAACUCCCGACUGGAAGCUGGCACUCUGUCUACUAGUCUGUUGGAUCUGUAUCACUGCCAUGCUGAUCAAGGGGAUUAAGAGCUCUGGCAAGGCGUCCUACUUUUUGGCGAUCUUCCCAUACGUGAUUCUGGUGAUCUUGCUUGGAAGAGCAUGCACGCUGGACGGGGCAGCGGAAGGGAUCCUGUACUUUGUCACCCCAGAGUGGGGCAAGCUGCUGGAGCCGAACGUUUGGUUCGAAGCCGUAUCGCAGUGUUUCUUUUCACUUACGAUCGGCUUGGGAGCCGUGAUCGUGUUCUCGUCGUUCAACAGCUUCUCCAGCAAUAUCUAUCGUGACGCCAUGAUCAUCUCCUGGCUGGACACGUUCACCUCGAUCAUAUCCGGUAUCAUCGUGUUCGGGGUGGUUGGCAACCUGGCCCACGUAACGGGUCGUGAAGUGAAAGACUUUCAAGACCUCGGAGGACCGUCGCUAACCUUCAUCACCUAUCCGGACGCGAUCGCCAAGAUGGACUUUAUCCCAAACUUUUUUGCGGUGAUGUUCUUUCUGAUGUUUGUCGUGCUUGGACUUGGGAGCAACAUGGGAGUUGUUCAGGCUAUUAUGACCUCGAUUCGGGACCGGUACCCGCAGGUCCAGACGUGGAAGGCCGUGCUGGCGAUUGCGAUCGCUGGGUUCAGCUGUGGGCUGGUUUAUCUAACGCCAGCUGGUCUGCACGUGCUCGGAGUUGUCGAGUACUACGGGGUGACGUUUGCGUCGUUGACGCUGGUGAUCCUGGAGGCCGUCACGUUCUGCUGGAUCUACGGGGUAAACCGGAUCUGCCAGGAUAUUAAGUUUAUGUUGAACAUCGAAACAGGACUGUUUUGGAGGGUAUGCUGGGGGCUGUUGACGCCGGCGAUCAUCAUUGCAGUCUUUAUGCUGCAGAUCUUCAAGGAUGCAGAUGAAGUUCCGGUUGGGUACACGGUGUUUGGCUGGUGUUUGUACGGAUUUACCGUGGUGUUACAGAUGAUAGGUUGGGGUGCGUAUGCUACAAGUAAACAACCGGAGAAGCAAUUACUAGACAAAGUUAGAUCUGCUUCAAGACCAACGGAAGACUGGGGACCUGAGAGUACCGCUUUGAAACGAGAUUAUGACGCAGCUAUGCAACGAUAUGGAGAGUCAUUUAACAAGAGUGGGAACAUUGUUCGACGAACUUUUCGUCGAAUAUUUAAGUAGAUCAAAGUUGUAAAACUAGGGCAUUUUAUCAGUAUUGAUUUGUAGAAAAUUAUUGGAUUACUGCCGAGACAUUCAACGAAACAACUAGUAUUUACUCAUACAUUUUUAUUCGUUAACAUUCUUCCAAUAAGUACGGAAUACACAUUAAAUCGACAACAAGGUAAA
Messenger RNA from Culex quinquefasciatus (southern house mosquito), 2194 nucleotides. RefSeq names its product sodium-dependent nutrient amino acid transporter 1-like. Gene Ontology annotation, cellular component: membrane. Gene Ontology annotation, biological process: sodium ion transmembrane transport. The transcript has 4 exons. The record is from RefSeq and is a predicted model, not a curated record. NCBI's taxonomy places the organism in Eukaryota, Metazoa, Arthropoda, Insecta, Diptera, Culicidae. The coding region runs from base 188 to 2029 and encodes 613 amino acids. Gene Ontology annotation, molecular function: L-amino acid transmembrane transporter activity.